AUGGGCGAAUCCACGCCGUUUUUCGUUGAUCGAGCGAAAGGAGGACGAGCUUCGUGUAAAGGGUGUAAGACGAACUGUCCUAGUGGUGAAUUACGAAUUGCAAAAUUAGUUGCCAGCCCAUAUGGAGAUGGUCAGCAGAUGAAAUCAUGGCACCAUGUGGAUUGCUUCAUGAAUGUGUUACUAAAGCAGAGACCAGCAACCAAACGAGUAGAUUCAAUAGAUGACAUUGGCAAUUGGGAUAACAUUAGUAAGGAAGACCAAGAAUUAAUAUUGAAAAAACUAAAUGACAUGGAAAAAUUGUAUGCUGACAAAAACAGUGGAAAAUAUACAGCUAAAGUUAUCAAAAAUAUUUCUACACCAACUGUUAAACCUAGUCCUACGGCAUCGCCGAGCAAUGGUGACACAGUGAGCCCUAAAAAGGAGAAGGUGGAUACUGACGAUGAUAAGUUUCUAACAUUCUUCAAAUUAUGCAAAAGAAUCGCUAGGGUUGAUGCUUAUACUGAAAAAACUGCAGUAGUCAAUGAUUUCUUCAGAAUUGGCACAGAUGGUACAUUGUUUAAAGGGAACCUCUCAUUGUGGUGUAAACUACUACUACCACAAGUUACGAAAAGAGUUUACAAUUUAAAAAGCAAGCAGUUAGUGAAACUGUUUUCAAGAGUAUUUGGCACGGAUCAUGAUGAUAUGUUGACUCAUCUAGAGAAGGGAGAUGUUGCUGACACAAUUCAACAUUUCUUUAACAAAUCAAAAACAGUCCAACCUGCUUCAGAGAGCACACUCACAAUCCAAAAAGUCGAAGAUUUCUUAGAGGACCUAUCAAAAUUAACGAAAGAAGAAGAACAAAUAUACCACUUCAAGAAGAUUGUAAAAAAAUGUACUGCGGAUGACCUGAAAAUGCUUAUUAGAUUAAUAAAGGGAGAUUUGCGAAUAAAUGCUGGGCCAAAGCAUAUAUUGGAAGGAGUUCAUCCUGACGCUUACAGUGCUUUUCAAACAUCAAGAGAUCUCAACAUGGUGUUAGAUAGGAUUAUAACUGAAGGUUCUACUGUAAAACAUAAAGAUGCAAUCCAAACAAGUUUUCGAGCAACACUUUCCCUCAUGACUCCUAUACUACCGAUGUUGGCUGAAGCUUGCAAAUCAGUGGAAAUGGCAAUGAAAAAAUGUCCAAAUGGAAUGUUCUCGGAAAUCAAAUAUGAUGGAGAAAGAGUACAAGUGCAUAAAAAAGGGAAGGAAUUCAAAUAUUUCUCUAGAGCUUUAAAACCCGUUAUGGCACAUAAAGUCAAUCAUUUCAAAGAGUAUUUACCGCAAGCUUUCCCUAAAGGUACGGACUUAAUCUUGGAUGCCGAAGUCCUAAUGGUAGAUGUUACUACAGGGAAACCGUUGCCCUUCGGUACUUUGGGUAUUCAUAAGCAGUCCGAAUUCAAAGAUGCGCAAGUAUGUCUGUAUGUAUUUGACUGUUUGUACUACAACGGUGAAGUUUUAAUUGAUAUGCCUAUUAGAAAAAGGAGACAGAUUUUGCAUGAGAACAUGGUGGAAGUGAAAAACCAUGUUAUGUUUUCUGAACAGAAGUUGAUUGAGAAGCCAUCGGAUUUAGCUAAAAUGAUUGCUGAGGUUCUUGAACUGGGCCUAGAAGGUUUAGUACUCAAAGAUUUGGAGUCUAAAUACGAGCCUGGCAAGCGACAUUGGUUGAAAGUGAAGAAAGAUUACCUAUUUGAUGGAGCCAUGGCUGACACUGCUGAUUUAGUGGUUCUCGGGGCAUGGUUUGGAACGGGUAAAAAAGGCGGGAUGAUGUCCGUCUUCCUAAUGGGUUGUCAUGAUGUUCGUCGAGAUAAAUGGGUGACAGUCACAAAGGUACAUACAGGACACGAUGACAGCACACUGGAGAGGCUACAGAAAGAAUUGGAGCCUUUAAUGGUGAAAAUAUCACAGGAUAACAAUAAAGUACCUUCGUGGUUGGACUGUAAUAACGGCAUGGUACCCGAUUUCGUAGCCGCAGAUCCUAAGAAACAACCCGUUUGGGAGAUAACUGGCACGGAAUUAACGAAAGCAAAACUACAUACAGCAGAUGGCAUAUCAGUGAGAUUCCCAAGAGUAACUAGGAUAAGAGCUGACAAAGAUUGGAAAACGGCAACUAAUUUGGAAGAACUAAAGAAUCUAUACAAGUCUUCGAAAGAAAAGACAGAUGUAUCACUCCUAAACAAACUGGCAGCUGCCUCAGACGAACCACCAGCGAAGAAAAUGAAACCUAGCCCCAUAAAGACUGAAAGAAGUCCUGCAAAACCUAAUAAAGUUAGCCCAAAAAAUAAUAUAGCAAACUAUUUUACAAAGAAAGACGAAAAGCCAAAAGCUAAUUUAAAACGCUCGAAAUCUCCAGAAGCGAAAAGCCCUUCAAAUUCUAUAUCUGAAUCAAAAGACACAAAAAUUAAAGAAGAAAAAAUGGACGUAGAUGAAGCAGACGGUAAUGAUACGGAAUUCGACUUUAAACCGGAAAAUCCUUUACCAGACGUUUUCGAAGGUAAACGUCUAGGUUUCUACCCAGAUUUCAUCAGUUUUCCAGAAGAAGAAAGAAGGUAUUACGAGAGACAUUGGAUUGCUUAUGGAGGCACAGUCGUCAAGGCCAUCAAGUCUAUGGACGUACAUUAUGUCUUACACAAUAAUAAAAGUAUAGAAUUGUCAAAAAUGGCGAAGUUGUCCAAAAAGGUCCCGUCAAAUGUGCGACACGUGUAUAAAGAUUGGUUGACUAAGUGCAUAUGUGAUGUAAAAUUGUGUGACACAAAAGAUUAUCCAGUUUUCAUUGUUAAGUAA
Spodoptera littoralis (African cotton leafworm) is the source of this 2799-nucleotide messenger RNA. Lineage: Eukaryota; Metazoa; Arthropoda; Insecta; Lepidoptera; Noctuidae. The record is from the annotation of a GenBank genome assembly.